Rotaria sp. Silwood2 is the source of this 861-nucleotide messenger RNA. NCBI's taxonomy places the organism in Eukaryota, Metazoa, Rotifera, Eurotatoria, Philodinida, Philodinidae. The record is from the annotation of a GenBank genome assembly.
AUGAAAACAAAUUUAGUAUUAAAGUCUCAUCAUCAUUCAUUAGCAAAAUCAAAUAAAUGUAAUUUUAAACCAUUAUUACGUCGAAGAAGUUGGCUAAAUGCAUUUUCACAAGAAGGGAACAUUGAUGAAAAGGCAAAUGCUUACAAAAUCUUCAGUAUUCUUUAUGGUUUAGUUGUUUUUAUUGGUGGUGUAGCUUUUUCAAUCUCUCGUGCUAUUAUACCACAUGAACAAGGAGAAAAUAUAAAAGAUUUAGCAGCAAUUUAUUUUACAUAUCUUUAUUGGUUAUCAAUAAUUUGGAUUAUAUUUUGUAUUGCUGAUAUUAUUAGACAUAAACGAAAAUUAAAUAUUCAUUCAUCAAGAAUUAAUAGGUUAGAUUCAAAUAAUAUACAAAUGAAUAUAUUUCGAAAAAAUCAAAAUUUGAAAUAUUCUUCAACAUCUCAUUUUAAUAAAUCUAAAUCAUCAGAUAAUUUAGCAUUUUUUAUGAGACGAGAAACUAUAGAUCAUACAUUAAAAAAUGAUGCACAUCAUCGAAAAAAUCCUAUUUUUCAAAGAGUUAUUGGAUAUAAUUAUGAUGAUUAUUCAACAGCUGGUGGUCUUUAUAUUCGUGUCGGAAUCGGAAUUUUUUGUUUUGGUACAGUAAUACAUUCAGGUUUAUCAAUAUUAAGUUAUCUUGAAAAUCUUUCAUGUACACCAUGGACAGCUGUUAUGGAUGAUUUUUCAAGAUUAUUAUUUAGUUUUAUUCAAUUUUUCUUUAUUUUUAAACAUUCAAAUUUAGUCAUUCGAGCACAUGAAAAUUUUGCUCGAUUAGCUGUAAUGCAUGUUGUUGUGACUAAUUUAUGUGUAUGGUAUGUAAUGGAUUGA